Messenger RNA from Cynara cardunculus var. scolymus (artichoke), 1167 nucleotides. RefSeq names its product 2-keto-3-deoxy-L-rhamnonate aldolase-like. Gene Ontology annotation, cellular component: cytoplasm. Bases 4 to 1062 code for a protein of 352 amino acids. Gene Ontology annotation, molecular function: aldehyde-lyase activity. The transcript has a single exon. Lineage: Eukaryota; Viridiplantae; Streptophyta; Magnoliopsida; Asterales; Asteraceae. The record is from RefSeq and is a predicted model, not a curated record.
GCUAUGGCGACUCUUACUCCUUCAUCAGUUUCAUCUCUUCGCCCCGAAACCCUAACAAGAAAACCCAUUCUAUGUUUCCCUUCUAAAACCCUUAUCCACCUCCCAAAAUCCUACGGUUUCGAAUCCCUUAGCUCCGUCGUCAAUCGCAAGACCUUAACCACUCCUCCCAUCAGAUCCAGCACCACCACCAUCUCCGAGAGCCUUUCCACCACCACCGCCCCACAAACCCUCAAAUCUCGCCUCAAAAGUGGCGAGACAUUAUACGGUCUUUUCCUGCUCUCCUUCUCGCCUACACUCGCUGAGAUCGCUGGCCUCUCCGGCUAUGAUUUCGUCGUCAUCGACAUGGAACACGGCCACGGCGGCAUCUCAGAAGCUCUCUCAUGCCUCCACGCUCUUGCCGCUGCUCGUACACCGGCGAUCCUCCGUAUACCCGACACCGAUGCAGCGUGGGCUAAGAAAGCUCUCGAUCUCGGACCUCAGGGAAUCAUGUUCCCCAUGAUUGAGAACGCGAAAAUGGCUAAAAAAGCAGUCUCCUAUUGUAAAUUCCCACCAAAUGGAAUCCGUGGCUCUGCACACACCGUCGUUCGAGCUUCCGAUUACGGAAUCGACAAUGGAUAUCUAAGCAAUUACGAAGAUGAACUUCUGAUCAUGUGUCAAGUGGAAUCCGAAGAGGGUGUGAAGAAGAUCGAGGACAUCGCAGCUGUUGAUGGGGUUGAUUGCGUGCAAAUGGGACCGUUGGAUCUGAGUGCGAGCAUGGGUUAUUUGUGGGACCCAGGUAAUAAGAAAGUGAGGGAGAUGAUGAAGACGGCGGAGAAGGGAGUACUGAAGACGACGGCGAAGGGUAGUGGUGGGGCUUUUCUUUCAGGUUUCGCAAUGCCGCACGACAGGCCGGAGGAGAUGAGGUCACGUGGGUAUCACAUGAUUUCAGGGUCAGUUGAUAUAGGAUUGUUCAGGAGUGCUUGUGUGGAAGAUGUGAAGAAAUUCAAGAUGGAAGCAUUGGCGUCUGAUGAAGAUGAAGAUGGUAUCGAAGAUUCCAAAGAUGAAAAGUACUGGAGUGAAUGAAUUAUUCAUUAAUGAAUAUCAUCUUUUUAUUCAUUAAUGAAUCAUCUUUUUGAUAAAUGCAACUGUUGCCAUCGAAAUAAAUCCAGUUGACGUUAAUUCAGCAAA